CUCCGCAUACAACAAGCACUUGUACAGUGAACAGCAGCGCUAUGGAUACACUGCGAAAGAGUACCACUGGGCGCAUGGCGGAGCAGGCAUGCCACGAAUGUCGGCGCCGGAAAUCCAAAUGCAAUCGGAUCAUUCCUUCGUGUCUGCUAUGCAGCAAGUUUGGCAGGCGGUGCAUCUAUGAGAGGCAGGUUAAGACGCCUCUUACGAGGCGGCAUUUGACAGAGGUGGAAGAUGAGCUUGCGCGGACGAAGGCUGUCUUGCGGCAAUUGCAGUCGGGGCAGGAUGCAGGUCCUAGCUAUCAAGAGCGUGGCUCUGAGGACUCACAAGGUACACGAUCACCUAAUGGUGAUACUCAUGGCCGUGACUUUGGUAUUUUGGCCUCGCCGGAGGUUGCGUCCAGUAGACAGGCUUCAACUGCAGACGAACGAAGUGGUGUUAUUGAUAAAACAAAUGACCGGCCAUCACUUGAAAGAAACCUGAAACGAAAUCAUGGAACUCCAUUACAGCCCAAUGCUCCCACUGCUGCCAGUCCUAACCGACCCAUUCUCUCUCCGACCUCGCGCAGAACGUCAUAUCGUCGGACAAGCGGUGAUCCCCGUGAAUCAGAGACGCAUUCCGUUACUACAUCUGGACUAUCUUCAUCUGGACUAUCUUUGGAAGCUCCACCCUCGUCUGGUAGCUUUGAAUGGGAUGAGCGGACUGGGAAGACCAGCGGUGACAGGUUUGUAGAUGGGAUGGCCAGUUUGACAAGUCGUUCGAAUGAAGGGGGCUACCUUGGAGUUGCAUCAGGGGCUGCACUACUUCGGAUGACCGAUUCUCGACCCACAGAGGGAGUGGAUACAUACUGCUCCCCACAGCCAGAGUCCAAUGUCUGCAGACCGCCUGUGUCUUUUGCAUUGACCUCACUAUCUCAGCUUGAGCCUUUUGUUGAUGCAUACUUCCAACUUUAUCACUGCUCUUAUCCCAUCGUUCACGAAGCUACUUUCCGUGCCCAAUUCAUGGAGGUCAUUCCUAGACCCAGUACCAAUGCAUGGCAAGUACUGCUCUUCGUGAUCGCUGCUAUAGGCGCAUUUACAACAGCCAUACAACCUACAGAUGUCGACAUUGGACUAUUCGAGGCAGCCAAAGCACGACUGUCAAUUGACGUCCUGGAGACAGGGAACCUGCUUCUCGUCCAAGCUUUGACGUUGAUUUCCAACUACCUUCAAAAAAGAAACAAGCCAAACUCAGGAUAUAACUACAUGGGGCUUGCUAGGCGAAUUGCUAUGGGAAUUGGUUUACAUAAAGAGUUCCCAACGUGGGAGGCGAAUCUGCUAACUAUAGAGAUGCGUCGACGCUGUUGGUAUUGUUUGUACAUAUUUGACGUGGGAGGGAUUAUCACGUUUUCCAGACCUUUUGACUUUCCUAAUGAUGGGAUUGAUGUUGAGUUGCCUAUGAACGUUCAUGACAGUGACAUCACGGCUGGUUCAAAAAAACGCCCGAAUCCAGCACCAGAAACGACAGUCUAUACACAUCUACGAGCCCAAUCUAUAUUCCACCUUGCAACAAGCCCGAUUUACGCACGAAUCAUCUCCUCUCCUUUCCCGUCUGCGACCAGUUUGGCUGAAAUGGACGACCGACUAAUUGGAAAUUGGCUGGCAAACUUGCCUCCAUUCUUCACCGAGAACGCACCACAGAAGCCCAAGUUCCGACUCUGCCAUUCUAUUCUCCGAUGGCGAUAUCGCAAUUUUCGUAUCCUCAUGUUUCGACCGUUCCUAGUGAGCAGGCUUAUGAUACGUCCAGCAGAAAGCAUCCCCGAUAACGAUCCUUAUAUCGACGUAGCCGUCCAACGAUGUCUUGACGCAGCACACGAGUCAGUCGACCUCAUCUGCACAUUCUGGAUAGAAGACUCAAAAAACAUAAUGGCCUGCUGGUACGGUCUAUACUUCCUCUUCCAAGCAAUCCUAAUCCCAGUGAUAUGCCUACGAAACGACCCACAAAGCCCGCUGGUCGUAAACUGGCGAGACCAGAUAUCCAAAGCUAUGCCUGUUCUCGAGUCAAUGGGAGAGCUUAAUCCUACAGCCCUUCGAUGUCUAGGUGUUAUACGCUCAUUGUGUGGAGGGUAUCUUGAUCCGAGUAUGGAUGGGUGGGGGCGUCCUACGGAGGAGUCGCCGCAGACGCAAUUGGCGAGUUUGUACCCAUUAAUGUGGCCGACGUUGGAGAUGGCGCAGCUUGAUGGGGUUGAUUCUAUACUACAAGAAUCGACGAUUAUGGAUUUCAUGAAUCAAUUGCCAGGUCUAGAAUAA
Messenger RNA from Aspergillus ruber CBS 135680, 2285 nucleotides. RefSeq lists its product as uncharacterized. Lineage: Eukaryota; Fungi; Ascomycota; Eurotiomycetes; Eurotiales; Aspergillaceae. The record is from RefSeq and is a predicted model, not a curated record. The transcript has 5 exons. Gene Ontology annotation, cellular component: nucleus. Gene Ontology annotation, molecular function: zinc ion binding; DNA-binding transcription factor activity, RNA polymerase II-specific; RNA polymerase II cis-regulatory region sequence-specific DNA binding. Gene Ontology annotation, biological process: DNA-templated transcription; positive regulation of transcription from RNA polymerase II promoter by galactose. The coding region runs from base 42 to 2285 and encodes 747 amino acids.